Cynoglossus semilaevis (tongue sole) is the source of this 948-nucleotide messenger RNA. Its product is annotated as probable 2-ketogluconate reductase. Gene Ontology annotation, cellular component: cytosol. NCBI's taxonomy places the organism in Eukaryota, Metazoa, Chordata, Actinopteri, Pleuronectiformes, Cynoglossidae. The record is from RefSeq and is a predicted model, not a curated record. Gene Ontology annotation, molecular function: hydroxypyruvate reductase [NAD(P)H] activity; glyoxylate reductase (NADPH) activity; NAD binding. The transcript has 5 exons. The coding region runs from base 7 to 948 and encodes 313 amino acids.
UAGGAAAUGGAUUCAGACAAACCAUGGGCCUUGGUCUUACAGGGCGUGCAUAAACAAUCAGCUGUUGACGACCUGACAGUCAUAGUGAAAAAAUACUUCAACGUUAUUAACAUACAUCAAUUCAAACAAAACCCUCUCCUGUACGGCCCCAAAGUCCAGGCCUUGUUCGUAUGGAGUGCCGUACCUGUGGAACGUUAUCUGCUGGAUUCCCUUCCCUCAUUGAAGGUGAUAUCUAACGGAGGCACAGGCUUUGAACUCCUGGAUGUACAGUACAUCAACAGUCGAAAUGUGAAGGUGACCAACACACCCGGAAAAUUGAGCAGCUCAACUGCCGACCUAGCCAUGGGCCUGCUUUUGGCAUCAGCACGCAAAAUUGUUGAGAGCUUAAGAAGAGCUGGCGAUACUGAACCGUCCAUAAUGGAAGAAAGAUUUAGAGGGGUUGAGGUAACAGGAGCCACACUGGGAAUUAUUGGGAUGGGAAACAUUGGAUACAAAGUAGCACAAAGAAGCAGAGGAUUCGAAAUGAAAGUUCUGUAUCAUAACAGGAGGCAGAGGAGUCUGGAAGAUGAAAAGUCAGUAGGAGCGUCGUACUGUGAACGCCUGGAUGACCUGCUGAGGAGGUCAGACUUUGUCAUAAUCGCUGUCAAGCUGACGCCUAGCACAACGGGCCUCCUCAGCCACAGAGAGCUGUCACUGAUGAAACCAGAGGUUACACUCAUCAACAUCAGCAGAGGUCAAGUGCUGGACCAAGAUGCUUUAAUCUCAGCUCUUCAGACUGGAACGAUCCGUGCUGCAGCGUUAGACGUGACUCAUCCUGAACCUCUACCCAGUGAUCAUCCUCUCCUUCACCUGCCCAACGUGCUCAUCACCCCACAUCGGCUUCAAUACUACGACUGGAAUCGCAAAUAUGCUCCAGACAAUGGCCGACAACGCCCUGGCUGUGGUUAG